AUGAAGAAUCUUUUUGGUCUUGUCGCCGGCUUGGUAGUGCUCGCGCGUGGUGCGGUAGCGGCGCAGAACUGUGCUGGCGUGGCCGUCACCGCGAUCCCCUCGUGCGCGCAGGGCUGUUUUCUCGAGGGCGCGUCCUUUGUCGGUUGUGAUGGCCUCGACUUUGGCUGUCAAUGCGGGAAGGAAGCGGCCCUUUACGCUGCCAUUGAGCCCUGUGUUGCUACAGGAUGUCCUGCCGCUUCGUUCCAAGCCGUUAUCAACGGUGCUUCAGCAGGUUGUGCGGAUGUGCUGGUGCAGGCGUGGGCGGCGGCUCGACGAUUUCUGGAUCCUUCGUGUCGGCCAUCUCUGGUUCGGUCUCUGGAAUUGGAUCGUCCCCAGCGACGGUGA
Molecule: messenger RNA, 384 nt
Organism: Colletotrichum truncatum
Lineage: Eukaryota; Fungi; Ascomycota; Sordariomycetes; Glomerellales; Glomerellaceae
Source: RefSeq, a predicted model, not a curated record